GCAGGCAGCUCGCCGGGUGCGCUGGGGCCUGAGGAGCCCGGCGGCCUCCCUUGGUGUAAAUGAGCAGCGCGGGGCGGGAGGACUCCCGGGGCAGUGGCGGCGGCCGUUGGGGUGCGACCGUCCCGCCCGGCUCGGGUCCUUUCGUCUUCCGGGCUCCGCUGAGAGAGCUGCCCUUCGCUGCCCGGUGUUUUGAGGCCAAGAUCCCGAGAGGGAUUUUUUGACCAGUAGUAGGGUGGGCGCGUCAGUUGGUUAAUCGAGGUUGCAUUUGUAAUCCCUGAAACAGCCCAGUGAAAGCGGAAGAGUCCCCGGCCGCCUAAAGUCCAUGAUCAAGUGGUGCCAGCAGGAAGCUCUUCAUCUAGAGUCAUAGUACACGUGGAUCUGGAUUGCUUUUACGCACAAGUAGAAAUGAUCUCACAUCCAGAACUAAAGGGCAAACCUUUAGGGGUUCAGCAGAAAUUUUUGGUGGUUACCUGCAACUAUGAAGCUAGGGAACUUGGAGUUAAGAAACUUAUGAAUGUCAGAGAUGCAAAAGAAAAGUGUCCACAGCUAGUAUUAGUUAAUGGAGAAGAUUUGACUCGUUACAGAGAGGUGUCAUAUAAGGUUACAGAGUUGUUGGAAGAAUUUAGUCCAGUUGUUGAGAGACUCGGAUUUGAUGAAAAUUUUGUGGAUCUAACAGAAAUGGUUGAGAAGAGACUAGAGCAGCUUCAAAGGGAUGAACCCUCAGCACUGACUGUGUCGGGUCAUGUAUACGGUAAUCAGCCUAUAAACCUGCAUGACAUCUUGCACAUCAGACUACUUAUUGGAUCUCAGAUUGCAGCUGAGAUGCGGGAAGCCAUGUAUAAUCAGUUGGGUCUCACAGGCUGUGCUGGAGUGGCUUCUAAUAAAUUAUUGGCAAAAUUAGUGUCUGGCAUCUUUAAACCAAAUCAGCAAACACUCUUACUACCUGAAAGUUCUCAAGAUCUCAUUCAUAGUUUGAACCACAUAAAGAAAAUGCCAGGUAUUGGCUAUAAAACUACCAAACGUCUGGAAGCACUGGGUAUCAGUAGUGUGCGUGAUCUUCAAACCUUUUCAUCCAAAAUAUUAGAAAGGGAAUUAGGAAUUUCAGUUGCUCAGCGUAUCCAGAAGCUCAGUUUUGGAGAGGAUAACUCUCCUGUGACCCCCUCAGGACCUCCUCAGUCCUUUAGUGAGGAAGAUUCAUUUAAAAAAUGUUCAUCAGAAGUUGAAGCUAAAAAUAAGAUUGAAGAGCUACUUGCUAGUCUUUUGAACAGAGUCUGCCAAGAUGGAAGGAAGCCACAUACAAUAAGAUUAAUAAUCCGUCGGUAUUCAUCUGAGAAGCACUAUAGCCGUGAGAGUCGUCAGUGCCCAAUUCCAUCCCACAUAAUUCAGAAGUUAGGGAUAGGAAAUUAUGAUGUGAUGACCCCAAUGGUUGAUGUACUUAUGAAACUUUUUCGAAAUAUGGUGAAUGUGAAGAUGCCAUUUCAUCUUACCCUUUUAAGUGUGUGCUUCUGCAACCUUAAAGCCCUAAAUACUGCUAAGAAAGGGACUAUUGAUUAUUAUUUAACACCAUCAUUAUCAACAACUUCACGCUCUGGCAAGCACAGUUUUAAAAUGAAAGACACUCAUAUGGAGGAUUUUUCUAAAGACAAGGAAACAAAUUGGGAUUUUCUACCAACUGGAAAAAUUGAAAGUACUAGAACUGGGGAGUCUCCACCAGAUACUACAAGUUUUUCUAAAGAAAAAGACAGUAACGAACUUCCACUCUCCUCACUUCCUGCGGGUAUUGACCAAGAGGUCUUUAAGCAGCUUCCAGUAGAUAUUCAAGAAGAAAUCCUUUCUGGAAAAUCUAGAGAAAAAGUUCAAGGGAAAGGAAGUUUGAGUUGUCCAUUACGUGCUUCUAGAGGAGUAUUAUCUUUCUUUUCUACAAAACAAAUGCAAGAUGGUUCCUUAAAUCCUAGGGAUCAUGUAUCCAAUACCAAACAGAUAUCCUCUGUAUCUCCCUGUGAACCAGGAACAUCAGGUUUAAAUAGCAGUAGUUCCUCUUAUGUGUCUAGCCAAAAGGAUUAUUCACAUUAUAUAGACAGUAACUUAAAAGAUGAACUAAUGAGUCAAGGACCUAAAGAGUCUCAAGGAUUCCACUUUUCAAAAACAGACCCUGCUGUAUCUGUUUUCCAUUCAUUUCCAAAUGUGCAGAGUGAGCAACUUUUCUCCAAAAACUGCACUACAGACAGCCAUAAACAACCGAUGGCAACAGUCUUUAUUCAUGAAGGACUUACAGAAAAUAGAGAGCAAGAGUCUACCAAAGAGAAAAUUACUUUUCCUUCUGACAUUGAUCCUGAAGUUUUCUAUGAACUACCAGAAGAGGUACAAAAAGAACUGUUGGCUGAUUGGAAGAGAACAGGAUCAGAUUUCCACACUGUACAUAAAUAAGCAUGCUCAGAAAAAAGGGAAAGACGUUCUCAGAUUAACAGUUUAUUAAGCUCUUCUAAAUUAAACACUAAUACUUUCAAUAAUGUAGAAACACAAUAUAAAAUGUUCCAGAUAAAGCAAACAUAGUUAUGGGAAGUAAAUUCUGGCACAAAGCAUAAAAAUAUUCGUAACAGAAAUAAUGUAAAAUGUUACCUUCCUCUUAUUUCUAAAGCUAUUUUAUAUUGCUUUUCAAUAAAAAGAAUAUCAUGGUCAGCAUUAGUACAUUUUCCAUUCAUUGUGGAAACAUUGGGAGGAAGAUAUAUAUGACUGUAUAUAAAAAAUAGAGUGGCCAAAUCAUUGGUAUGCUGUACCAAAGAGCAGGUUUUUUCUAUGAACUAUGGAGUUGCUCAAGAAAUUCACCUCAUUAGGAAAUAGCUAUAAGAAAUUCUAUUGCCUGCUAAAAAUGUAUGUCUUUGACUGAAGUACUAUGUACCAUUCAAUAAGUUGAUUUAAAAAAAAUACCAAAGCAAUGUAUAUUCAAUUAAUGAUUCUUAGUAUACCUAGAACCUACCACAAUGCCUGGCACACAGAGGGUGCUCAGUAAGUAUUGAACGAAUGAGUUGUGUGGCAGAGGCCCAGCAGGGAAUUGGUCUGGGGAGUGUAUUUGUUGUAAAGAACUAGAAGGAACUCUCCAUACAAGUUGAUUAAGGGAAGGAUGACACUAGAAAUUCAAAGUGAUAGGUCUUUAAGAAUGUCAGAUAAUGGAAGAAGUCCAUUUCCUCUGGCCAGUCUGUAGGGUCUAAAAACAAUGGAUUAGGUGUGUUUUAAUCUCUACAAUUUUGUAGAUGAAGAUUUGGAGAUGAGAUUAAGGAUAUCAUACACAGUGACUAAAUUGAUGGGUAUCCUAUUUCUCCCAUUGUUGUUGCGUUCCCCUUUUGCCUUCAAGAUUAAGAAUCAGAUAUAAGCUUGUGGACAUUUUAUAAUUUGCAGGACAUAGAGAAUGUUUCUAGAAGGCACCAAAGUGUGGGUCAGCAUUGGAUUGGAGUAGGUCUGUUCUCAAGUUUAUAUCCUUUCCAGAUAUAAGAAAGAAAGGAUGAUAAAAAUAAUGUACAAACAUGAAUAAAAGUUGUUUAAAAAUAUUUUCUUCCUGGUGAGGACUUUUAAUUAGUUUUAGAUUUCUUGACAUCUGAAAAUUCCCUAACAAGGAUUUUUAACAGGGAGUUGGGGUUAUCAAAAACAAUAACUUGGAGCAAGAAUGUCAGAAAUUAUUUACCAUGCAAAUAUUUAGUGCUUAGGAUCAAAGGCUAUAGAAUUUUCUACAUGCAGUAUUCUGGUAAGGUAGUUAAAAUUCAUAUGAAGGGAUAUAUUACUUUUUUGGAUAAUACAUUUUUACAAAGUUUCUAAUAAUCCUUGUAAUUGUUUCAGCCAGAAAUCAUUGGACAACUGAAAAGUUAGGAAAAAAAAGGUUAAGAAAAGUAAAGUAAACAGUUUGGGACAGUUUAAAAAGAGAAAAUAAAGUAGUAAAAAGUACACUUUCUUAAGUGAGAAUGCAAGGGGUAUAUCACCGCUCUGCUAUUUAUUUAUUCUGUGGCCUUAAGUUGGUCUUUCAACAUCUUUGUGCCUCAGCGUCUGACUUUUUAGAUUAUCUUUUUAUCUCUAUCUACUUUUAAUAAAAUAAUGUCUUUUUUCUUUGGUGUUCUACAGGUUUACUGUAAUGUUUGGAGAUGUGAAUUUCUUUUUAUUUAUUCUUGGUGUAUGCUGGCUUUCUGUAUCUUUCAAUUCAUUUUAGUUCUAUUAAAUUUUUAGCCACUCUUCAAAUACUGCUGCUCUAUUCUUCUAGGACUCUAAUUGCACAAAUGAUGGACUUUCUUACUCUAUCAUGUCCUUUAAUCUUUCAUAUUUUUCAUCAUCUUGUUUGUGCUGCAUUUUGGUUAAUUUCAUCAGCUCUGUGUCUUAUUUAGUAAUUCAUUUUUCAGCAAUGUCUGAUCGAUUUAAAAACACUAAUGAUGGUUUUAAUGUCAGUAGUUAUAUUCUUCAUUUUAUUCUUUUUCUAAUCUUCCUGUUUAUUCAUUAUAGUCUCUUGUAAGUCCAUUUCUAAUUUUAAAAUUUUCAUAAAUAUUUCAUAUUCUAUUUCUGAUCAUUUCAGUAUUUUAAGUCUUAUAAGUCUAAAUUUUUGUGUGUACCAUUGUGUACUAAAUACUGUUGUGUACUAUUUUGGCUUGUUUUCUUUAGUGUGUGGCUAAGCUAAAUCUGUGGGAAAACAAAGGACCUAAAUUGUGUAUACUUUCCUUCAGAUGUGAUUUUGCAUUUGCUUCCAGUGAGGCAGUACCAAACCCAUUGGCACCACUGUAGCCCCGGCAAGGUUCCUGACUGAAUGCAGUUUGUCUUUGUCUUAUUUUCAGCACUCAGACAAGUUUGCUUCUUGCCUGAUGCUUCCUGCUCCUUUCCUGCUUUUGUUUCAGCUCAAUUUUUUUUUCCCCUGUGUGAGUGUAGAGGGAUGGGACCUGGAAAUUUCUCUUAUAUAGCACAACCCAGCAAUGAAUUAAAUCGUUUGUUUUCUUCAGAAUCUAGUGUUUUGUAUUAGGGAAACACUUAAGAGUAUCUAUCCCACCAUAGUGCAGAAGUGCAAGUCUGUUCGGAUUUACUUUUUCCAUCUUAUUUUGUGCUUUCUAUUUUUUUCUUUUUCUAUGCUAUGCUUCUUUCCCAUCCUUAUCCCUUUCCUGUCUUCCUUUUGGCUUGGUUGAAUUUUCUAUUUUCCUUCUACUGAUUUGAAAUUUAAACAUUCUAAGUUUUUGAUUAUCCUUAAAAAUUUAACAUACUUAACAUCUAAAAAUUGUAUAUAUCUGUACCCUCUUUCCAAACAACACAAAGAUGUUAAAAUAUAUUAAUUUUAAUCAAAUUCCUCUAGUUCUUUAUAUAACCUCCAAAUUGGAUAUUGUUAGUAUUUUAUAUAGUUAAUGUUUGGGUUUGCUCACAUGUUUAUCUUUGUUGGUGGGGGUGAGGCUCACCUUUUUUUCUUGUAUUGCAGAUGUUUCUUCAAAAUAGGAUUAUUUUUACUUUCUGAAAUUAUGUCUUCAGAACUGUGGAUUUAGAAUUGACUUCUUGGGUUGUUUUAAAAUAUAUUUACUUUUAUCUUUGGAGGUCUGCAGUUUUUACUAUAUGUCAAAAUAUAUAUUUAUUUUUAUCAUGUUUGGGAUUUGGGUGCUUUCUGAAUCUGCAGAUUUAUGUCUUUCAUUGAAUCUGGAUUAAUAUCAAUAUUUUAAAAUUUCUAUUGUCAAAUAUGUGUACAGGAAAGUACAUAAAUGAAUGGACAUGUUAAUGGGUAAUCAUAAGCAAAAACUAUGUAACAUCCAGGUCAAGAAAUAAAAUAUAUCAAGGGAUCAGGAAGUUUGGAGUUUU
This is a messenger RNA of Lagenorhynchus albirostris (white-beaked dolphin), 5805 nucleotides long. RefSeq names its product DNA polymerase iota (gene POLI). Lineage: Eukaryota; Metazoa; Chordata; Mammalia; Artiodactyla; Delphinidae. Gene Ontology annotation, molecular function: damaged DNA binding; DNA-directed DNA polymerase activity. The record is from RefSeq and is a predicted model, not a curated record. The transcript is spliced from 10 exons. Gene Ontology annotation, biological process: translesion synthesis. The coding region runs from base 406 to 2427 and encodes 673 amino acids.